This is a messenger RNA of Rhagoletis zephyria (snowberry fruit fly), 1287 nucleotides long. Lineage: Eukaryota; Metazoa; Arthropoda; Insecta; Diptera; Tephritidae. The record is from RefSeq and is a predicted model, not a curated record.
AACCAUGUCGGCGAUUGGGGCACCCAGUUUGGCAUGCUGCUUGCCCAUCUGAUGGACAAGUACCCUGACUACAAGAAGACCCCUCCGCCCAUUGCCAAUCUUCAGGUGUUCUAUAAGGAGUCGAAGAAGCGCUUCGACGAGGAGCCAGAGUUUAAGAAGAAGGCCUACGAAACCACUGUUAGACUGCAGGCUAAAGAGCCCGAAAUGAUUCAGGCUUGGCAGCUGAUUUGCGACAUCUCGCGAAAGGAGUUUGCCGAAGUGUACCAGAUUCUCGACAUCAACCCCGGGCUGACUGAACGUGGCGAGUCCUUCUACCACGACCGCAUGCAGACCGUUGUCGCCGACCUCAUUGAGCGGAACUUGUUGGUCGAGGAGGAAGGUCGCAAGUUAAUCUACCCAACCAACAAGAGCUACCCUCCGCUGACCAUCGUCAAGUCUGACGGCGGCUUCACCUACGACACGUCAGACAUGGCGGCAAUCAGACAGCGAGUCACCGAGGAGAAGGCCACCCGAGUUAUCUACACGGUGGACAUUGGUCAAAGUGUGCACUUUCACUCACUCUUUGACUGCGCUCGCAUUGCCGGCUACUACGAUCCGACCACGACUCGCGUUGAGCACCUUUCUUUUGGAGUGGUCUUGGGUGAGGACAAGAAAAAGUUCAAAACUCGCUCCGGUGACACGGUCAAGCUAAAGGACUUGAUCAGUGAAGGCCUGGAAAGGUCGCUGCAGAAGCUGAAGGAGAAGGAGCGUGACAAGGUGCUGACUGAAGAGGAGCUGAAGGCCGCGCAGGAGGCGGUUGCCAUUGGCUGCAUCAAGUACUCUGACCUGAGCCAUGACCGCAAUCAUGACUACGUCUUCAGCUUUGACCGAAUGCUCGACGAUCGUGGAAACACUGCCGUGUACCUCCUCUACGCCUUGACGCGAAUUCGAUCGAUCAUUCGCAACGCCAACUUGCCCAAGUCAGUUUCUGAGAUUGGCACUGAGAUGAUGCUGAACGGCAGUCUGACGCUUGAUCACCCUCGGGAGAUGAAGCUGGCCAAGGCCAUCACCAACUUUACUGAUGUGAUUGUGCAAAUUGUCGAUGAUCUCUACCUGCACAGCCUCUGUGCCUAUCUCUACAAUUUGUCGGUGGUCUUCAGUGAGUUUUACGACGUCUGCUAUGUGAUCGAGAAGAAAGACAAUGAAACGAAGGUGAACCUGAACCGAGUUGUCCUCUGUGAGGCCACUGCUCGCAUCUUUGAGACUGGCUUCUACAUUCUGGGCAUCAAAACGGUCGAAAAGAUGUAA